This is a messenger RNA of Leptonychotes weddellii (Weddell seal), 8906 nucleotides long. Lineage: Eukaryota; Metazoa; Chordata; Mammalia; Carnivora; Phocidae. The record is from RefSeq and is a predicted model, not a curated record.
GUCUGGAGAAACCUGUGGGGGAGGAGGGGGGCGUCCUUUGCCCACCGCUCUGUGAGCGGUGGGAAGAGACCGCGGCAUCUCGGUUUUUUAGGGGUUGUGUCCCAAGCACUGCUUGGAUAGGCUAAAUGAGGAGAUGGGACGGUCCCAGGGUCCUGGGAUGAAGGGGCUUUGGAGGGGCGAGAUGGAGAGCUAAAUGAGGGAAUUCGGGUCGAGUUUGGUGGGGUCUGUAAGACCCUGGCGGCGGAUAGAGAGGUAAAGGGGACUUUGCAGGCCAGUGACUUGUUGAAGGGUGAGGGGAAGUGAAAGCUAAGAAGCGUGUAGGAGUAGUAAAGGGCUCCAGUAGGUGAGGUGCUGAUGUCUAGGUCACUGAGUCAUUGUGGGGGUCGUGGACACACCAGGGAUUUCCAAAGUGGAACCCUGGUCAUUGACCUUUGAAAGUUGCAAAGACUAUUAAGAUGUCACUGGUUAGUGUUGGGUGAGCCUGGUGAAAUGGAGAUAUCCUAAGGAAAACAACAACAGGGUUGGUUAUGUUCAGAAGGAAGGGCCAGAGGCCUGUAAUAUUGUCGCUGGGGGCCUUACCUGAAGGCUCCCAAGCCUGAAGGAGGAGGCCUCAAAUCUGUCCUCCAGGGGCCCUGGUCUCUGCUAGAGAGGAGGGACUUAGAGCCUAAGUUGCAGUCCAGUUGGGGACUGAUAAAGUUAGUGGACAAGGCAUCUCUUGCUGGAGAGCCUCUAGGAUGGGAUGAAAUUGGUGCAAAGUUAGGCUUUGGUUAAGGCAAACAUGGAUAGAUCCCUGGCGGUGACUUUAGUGGGAAAGUGAUUUAGUGGCUGUGUAAAGAGAUUCAUUUGGGUCAGUGAUGUGUGGUGGGUUACUAGCAUUUGAAAUAUACAGGAAUUAAGUGUUCAUUCUUAGACCAGAGAUUUGGACUCUUCUUGCACAGAGCACAAAAUGAUGAAUUGGAAGUAGCAGGUAGGAAGGAUGAAUAGUAAAAUAGUUGGGAGGGCAAAAGGAUAUGGGUGGGUAACAGUCAUGUGUGGGUUAAGAACCUUUGACUCUUUGUGGAGAUUCAGCAGUGUGAUCGCCCUGUUGAUUUUGUUUUUUGUCUUGAUACUAGUGAUCUGGGAAAUUUUAGCAAGGAAUUAAUGUUACUGUGAAUAAUGUUUUGGUCACAAGUACAAAUUUAAGAAAGAUAUCCUUACUAACUAUUGAAAAAAGACUCAAGCUAUUGAAGACAGAGAUGAGUUAAUAAAAGGAGAAGUUAGUUAGACGAUGUAAGGAUGUUUUGAAGGAUGAGGAUUCCACUAACUGGUGGUCUGAAUAAGAAGAGAAAAUUUAAGGCAAAGUUGGGGCAUGGGUAACAUUUCGUAGUUUUAGGACUGAGGAUCUAAUGGUAUUGAACCAUUAUAAUAUUAUUUUGUAAUAACAGUGUUGCAAGUAAGGUGAUAAUAGUUCCACAAGAUAUGGUAGGUAGGUAAGGAGGUCAUUGACUAAAAGAUGAAGGAACAAUUCCACACUGUUCUCUUCUUAGGAGGCAACUUGUAUGUAAUGUGGCUUUUGAGCUCAGGAUCCCUGACCUGGAUUUUUAGAUGACUAGCAUAUGUGAAAAAGUACUUAUGUACAUUGGAAUUUAUUCUGUGGAAUAUUUGCCCCAUCGCCCCCAGGAGUGUCUGCUUUUGUAAAUCAAAAGAAAAUGCUCUCUGGCUUAUAGGGGAUAAAAAAUACAGAGGUUUCACAAGUAUUAUAAUCAACUAAAUAUUUGAUCAUAGUGACUUGGUAUAGUGGUUAGAGUCCUUGAACUUGGAAUCAGGAAACUGACUCUCCCAUUGACUUAUGGGACUUUGAACCAAUCUUUCAUAUUUAUUGUCCAGUUUCCCCGUUUAUGAAGUCGUGAUACCACUGCCCUGACCACUCAUAACCCAUUGCAGCGCUUAACAAAUGAAUGCCUAUCUGCAAAGUGCUUUGAACACUUCUGAGAAUGAGAGAUGAUGUAGCCCAACUUUUUUCUCGCUUUUAAAAGAUUCCUCUCUCUCAGGAACAGAACAAAUUCAGCCUUUGUAACAAUUAUGGCAGCAUAGUUGAUCAAGAAACAAAAAGGAGUACCUUAUACAUCUGUCUUGUUCGGUCGUCUGAGUAUUGGUUUUCUACUAAUUUUGAAAGGUGAUACCUUGUCCCCAUUUAGUAGUGAUGACAAUUGUGGAAUGUAAGAAAAGGUCCCCAUGGAAGAGUAGGAAAUUCACAGCACAUGCUGUGAAUGCUCACCUAGGCUGAUGCCCACCCUAAAUUUGAGUGACCUUGGACGUGUUACGUGGCUUCAUGGUGGCUUAAUUUUCUUCCAACUAUGAAGUAAUGUUGGUGGAAUAACUUAACUUGUCUGUCUGCCUUGGUGACUAUGAUGUUAGAAUCUAUAGGAACUUUAUUUGUUCGAGAACAACUUUAUUUGUUCUUAACCUCCUAUGUCCUACAUACCCCUCUGGCCAACUAAUGAAGCGUAGGACCUCUUUCAAGAAUUGUGUUUUUGAAAUGCAUAAAAUAGAACAUACAGACUUAGAAGUGACAGGGAAACAGCAAAAUGUUAAACAAUUAUGAUACAGUAAUUUAUAUGCUUCUUUCUAACACAUUAAAUAAUAAAGUGUAGCUGCGAUCUCACCUUACUGUGAUUUUGAAGUAGGGAUGGGUGUAAAUAUUGUGUUGGGAUAUCUGCAACAAGUGUAAUGCCACGGGAAAGUGUCCUGUGGUUCGUCUUGGUGACAGUCACGGGAUUGCUAAUACUACCUACCGCUGGUUGUUCCCUCCCUUCACAAUUGACGGCAGUGCUUACUUUUGCUAGAGGACUGAAUGUGGGGCUAGCUGGUGUCACUCCACUUUGACCUAAAAAUCCCCUUCUGUUUGGGAGGCAGAGAUCAUUCUUGGAAAGUUCUUCUGUGUCCCAAUGUAGAAGAGAGAGCAGAGUGGACAUCUCGAAAGUCAGCUCCAGUUCUCUGUACGAACGAGGAAUGGGCAGCAGCAAAAAUGUGAGGGCACCUUUGAGAACGGGGUUCCGGGACUCCUCCAACUCCUCACCUCCAGGAUGAGCACUGCAGUAUCGUGACCCUUGGGGUUUGGUGUGCCCUGGAGAUGCGAGAUUUUCCUUUGGCAGCAGGAGGCACACCCCCGGAGAAUGCUGGAGCUGCAAGGGGAAAGGACCCACUUCCACAGCGGAGAAAAACAAAGAGGAAAAGGGCGUACGGGGGGCCAGCGCUGAGGGACGCACCCAGCCAGCAGCGGGCCGCCACCGCCCUCAGCAGCUGUGUCUGCUGCCCGAGAGGAACUCGGUGAGCCCGUCCCUGUUUGUGACUGCAAGCUCAGGAUUUCAAUCAAUGCAUUCCAGUCACCCUAAAGUGAGGAGCUCUCCGUCAGGAAACACACAGAGUAGCCCUAAGUCAAAGCAGGAGGUGAUGGUCCGUCCCCCUACAGUGAUGUCCCCAUCUGGAAACCCCCAGCUGGAUUCCAAAUUCUCCAAUCAGGGUAAACAGGGGGGCUCAGCCAGCCAAUCCCAGCCAUCCCCCUGUGACUCCAAGAGUGGGGGCCAUACCCCUAAAGCACUCCCUGGCCCAGGUGGGAGCAUGGGGCUGAAGAAUGGGGCUGGAAAUGGUGCCAAGGGCAAGGGGAAAAGGGAGCGAAGUAUUUCCGCCGACUCCUUUGAUCAGAGAGAUCCUGGGACUCCAAACGAUGACUCUGACAUUAAAGAAUGUAAUUCUGCUGACCACAUAAAGUCCCAGGAUUCCCAGCACACGCCACACUCGAUGACCCCAUCCAAUGCUACGGCCCCCAGGUCUUCCACCCCCUCCCAUGGCCAGACUACUGCCCCGGAGCCCACACCUGCUCAGAAGACUCCCGCCAAAGUGGUGUAUGUGUUUUCUACUGAGAUGGCCAAUAAAGCUGCAGAAGCUGUGUUGAAGGGCCAGGUUGAAACUAUCGUCUCUUUCCACAUCCAGAACAUCUCCAACAGCAAGACAGAGCGAAGCACAGCCCCUCUGAACACACAGAUAUCUGCCCUUCGGAAUGAUCCGAAACCCCUCCCACCACAGCCCCCGGCUCCAGCCAACCAGGACCAGAAUGCUUCCCAGAAUACCAGACUGCAGCCGACUCCACCCACUCCGGCACCAGCACCCAAGCCCGCUGCACCCCCGCGCGCCCUGGACCGGGAUAGUCCUGGGGUGGAAAACAAACUGAUUGCUUCCGUAGGCAGUCCUGCCAGCUCCGCUCCACUGCCCCCCGACGGUACCGGGCCGAACUCGACCCCCAAUAACCGAGCAGUGACCCCUGUCUCCCAGGGCAGCAGUAGCUCUUCAGCAGAUCCCAAAGCCCCUCCGCCUGCACCGGUGUCCAGCGGAGAGCCCCCCACACUGGGAGAGAACCCCGAUGGACUGUCUCAAGAGCAGCUGGAGCACCGGGAGCGCUCCUUACAAACGCUCCGAGAUAUCCAACGUAUGCUUUUCCCCGAUGAGAAAGAAUUCACAGGAGGACAAAGUGGGGGACCCCAGCAGAAUACUGGGGUACUAGAUGGACCUCAGAAAAAACCGGAAGGGCCGAUACAGGCCAUGAUGGCUCAAUCCCAAAGCCUAGGGAAGGGCCCUGGGCCCCGGACAGAUGUGGGAGCUCCAUUUGGCCCUCAAGGCCAUAGAGAUGUGCCCUUUUCUCCCGAUGAAAUGGUUCCACCUUCCAUGAACUCCCAGCCUGGGCCCCUGGGACCCGAGCACCUGGACCAUAUGACCCCCGAGCAGAUAGCAUGGCUGAAACUGCAGCAGGAGUUCUACGAGGAGAAGAGGAGGAAGCAGGAGCAAGUGGUGGUGCAGCAGUGCUCCCUCCAGGACAUGAUGGUCCACCAGCAUGGGCCGCGGGGCGUGGUCCGAGGGCCUCCCCCUCCGUACCAGAUGGCCCCCAGUGAAGGCUGGGGGCCUGGUGGGGCAGAGCCCUUUGCCGACGGGAUCAGCAUGCCCCAUUCUCUGCCCCCGAGGGGCAUGGCUCCCCACCCCAACAUGCCGGGGAGCCAGAUGCGCCUCCCCGGAUUUGCAGGAAUGAUCAGCUCGGAAAUGGAGGGGCCGAAUGUCCCCAACCCGGCGUCUAGACCAGGUCUUUCUGGAGUCAGUUGGCCAGACGAUGUGCCAAAAAUCGCGGAUGGCCGAAACUUCCCGCCUGGCCAGGGUGUCUUCAGUGGUCCUGGCCGAGGGGAACGCUUCCCAAACCCCCAGGGACUGUCCGAAGAGAUGUUUCAACAGCAGCUGGCCGAGAAGCAGCUGGGUCUCCCCCCGGGGAUGAGCCUGGAAGGCAUCAGGCCCAGCAUGGAGAUGAAUAGGAUGAUCCCAGGCUCCCAGCGACACAUGGAGCCUGGGAAUAAUCCCAUCUUCCCUCGAAUACCCGUCGAGGGCCCUCUGAGUCCCUCCAGGGGUGACUUUCCGAAAGGAAUUCCCCCGCAGAUGGGCCCUGGCCGGGAACUUGAGUUUGGGAUGGUUCCUAGUGGGAUGAAGGGAGAUGUCAGUCUAAACGUCAGCAUGGGAUCCAACCCUCAGAUGAUACCUCAGAAGAUGAGAGAGGCUGGGGCGGGCCCUGAGGAGAUGAUGAAAUUACGCCCAGGUGGCACAGACGUGCUGCCUGCUCAGCAGAAGAUGGUGCCCCUGCCCUUUGGGGAGCACCCCCAGCAAGAGUACGGCAUGGGCCCCAGGCCAUUCCUCCCCAUGUCUCAGGGUCCAGGCAGCAACAGCGGCUUGCGGAAUCUCAGAGAACCAGUUGGGCCCGACCAAAGGACUAACAGCCGGCUCAGUCACAUGCCACCACUACCUCUCAACCCUUCCAGUAACCCCACUAGCCUCAGCGCCGCUCCUCCAGUUCAGCGUGGCCUGGGGCGGAAGCCCUUGGAUAUGUCUGUGGCGGGCGGCCAGGUACAUUCCCCAGGCAUUAACCCUCUGAAAUCUCCCACGAUGCGCCAGGUCCAGUCGCCGAUGCUGGGCUCGCCGUCGGGGAACCUCAAGUCCCCCCAGACUCCAUCGCAGCUGGCAGGCGUGCUGGCGGGCCCAGCUGCUGCUUCCAUUAAGUCCCCCCCUGUCUUGGGGUCUGCCGCUGCUUCGCCUGUUCACCUCAAGUCUCCAUCACUUCCUGCCCCGUCACCCGGAUGGACCUCCUCUCCAAAACCUCCCCUUCAGAGUCCCGGGAUCCCUCCAAACCAUAAAGCACCCCUCACCAUGGCCUCCCCAGCCAUGCUGGGCAGUGUAGAGUCAGGUGGCCCCCCACCUCCUACAGCCAGCCAGUCUGCCUCUGUGAAUAUCCCUGGAAGUCUUCCCUCUAGUACACCUUACACCAUGCCUCCAGAGCCGACCCUUUCCCAGAACCCGCUGUCUAUUAUGAUGUCUCGAAUGUCCAAGUUCGCAAUGCCCAGUUCUACCCCUUUAUACCACGACGCCAUCAAGACUGUGGCCAGCUCCGAUGACGACUCCCCUCCAGCUCGUUCUCCCAACUUGCCAUCAAUGAAUAAUAUGCCAGGAAUGGGCAUUAAUACACAGAAUCCUCGAAUUUCAGGUCCAAACCCCGUGGUUCCGAUGCCAACCCUCAGCCCAAUGGGAAUGACCCAACCACUUUCUCACUCCAAUCAGAUGCCCUCUCCGAGUGCCAUGGGACCCAACAUACCUCCUCAUGGGGUCCCAAUGGGGCCCGGCUUGAUGUCACACAAUCCUAUCAUGGGGCACGGGUCCCAGGAGCCUCCGAUGGUACCUCAAGGACGGAUGGGUUUCCCCCAGGGCUUCCCUCCAGUACAGUCUCCUCCACAGCAGGUUCCAUUCCCUCACAAUGGCCCCAGUGGGGGGCAGGGCAACUUCCCAGGAGGUAUGGGUUUCCCAGGAGAAGGCCCCCUCGGCCGCCCCAGCACCCUGCCUCAGAGUUCAGCAGAUGCAGCACUUUGCAAGCCUGGAGGCCCCGGGGGUCCUGACUCCUUCGCUGUCCUGGGGAACAGCAUGCCUUCGGUGUUUACAGACCCAGAUCUGCAGGAGGUCAUCCGACCUGGAGCCACCGGAAUACCGGAGUUCGAUCUGUCUCGCAUUAUUCCAUCUGAGAAGCCUAGCCAGACACUGCAAUAUUUCCCUCGAGGCGAAGUCCCAGGCCGUAAACAGCCCCAGGGUCCUGGACCUGGGUUUUCGCACAUGCAGGGGAUGAUGGGUGAACAAGCCCCCAGAAUGGGACUAGCAUUACCUGGCAUGGGAGGCCCAGGGCCAGUGGGAACUCCGGACAUCCCUCUUGGUACAGCCCCAUCCAUGCCGGGCCACAACCCAAUGAGACCACCAGCCUUUCUCCAGCAAGGCAUGAUGGGACCUCACCAUCGGAUGAUGUCACCAGCACAAUCUACCAUGCCCGGCCAGCCCACCCUGAUGAGCAAUCCAGCUGCUGCCGUGGGCAUGAUUCCUGGCAAGGAUCGGGGGCCUGCUGGGCUCUACACCCACCCUGGGCCUGUGGGCUCUCCAGGCAUGAUGAUGUCCAUGCAGGGCAUGAUGGGACCCCAACAGAACAUCAUGAUCCCCCCACAGAUGAGGCCCCGGGGCAUGGCCGCCGACGUGGGCAUGGGUGGAUUUAGCCAAGGACCUGGCAACCCAGGAAACAUGAUGUUUUAAGCUGCUAAGAUUGGAUGUGCCGAUCCUUGUCAAGAUGAGAUUCCAGGUCCUGAGAGCUGCUUUGAGGGAGUUCCAGGAGUACUGUUGGUCAUGCAAUAGGAGAACAGAGACCCGAGGGCUGCUUUGGGGGUGGGGGGAACUCGAGAAUGUAUGGAUUUACCUGAAAACAAAUGAUUCAUUUAAUCAACAGGUGUGUUUUUUUUAAGAUUUAUUUUUUAAAAAUUAUUUUUGUGGACUUGGGUAUCCCAUGAUGGCACCUACUUUUGGGAAUCUGUAGCUGUGCUUUGAGAAUUGCCAUCGGUCAUGUGUUGCACCGUUCUCUGUAUGUUUACGUCCUUUGGACUGGCUUCUCCCAGGAUUCUUUUCUGGUUUUGAUUUUUGCUUUGGGCUUUAUUUUUUUGUGUACUGUACUAUAUUGUAAAAGGGAUUUUAGCAGAGACUUUAGUCUUUGGGACAAGAGGAGAACAGGAAUGCUGGGCUGUUUACUUCAGGUGGAGAAUCCAUCUUCAGACCUUUGGACUAUUUUCUUUCAACUCCAGUGUAUAGAAAAAAAACCAAACUACGACCUCAGAGCAGAGUAUUAAUGAAAAGCACAAAAAAAGGAACUAAGUUCAGCGAGGGGUGGGGGGAGGGGGGAGAUUUUUCUUUUUAAAAAUAAUGAAGCUUAGGACGUUUGUUUUUCAGUUCGAGUGCUCUCCGGCACUUGUCUGUCUCUCCCAGUCUGCAAACCCACCUUCACGUUUUUCUCUCAGUUUCCCUCCCCUCCCCCUCUGCAUCCCCUUGGUUAAGUGUGUUUCCUCCCUCAUCCCCGUGCCCUGCCACCGACAACCCCUGCUUUCCUCCUCUUUCCCUUUGGCAGCUGCAAUACACGGUGUUAUUUGGGGGAAGUAAAUCUAAGGAAGCCUCGCCUUCCAGGUGGAGUGUCGUCCGGGCUCCGGCUCUGGCUCUGGGAGGGAAAGGCCACUGUGCUUGGGAUGCUCGAUGGUUUUCUUUUCCCUUUCUUCUCUUCCCGGACAUGCCCUUCCCUGCCCACCUUGUUUUCUGUUCUCCUUUGAUUAGGAAUUCCCAAGUGAAUUUUAUCAAUGUGGGAGUGGAACAGAUGCUAAAAGCUACCCAGGAUUUUGUUUUUGUUUUUGUUUUUGAUUUUGUGGUUCCUUCCCUUCCCUCCCCCUCCCAUGCGUAAAACGUUCUGUGUAACCUCCAUUAAAUUUGGUACAAAACCACUCACCAGAGCUGUGGUGUCAGAAAAAUAAAAUAUAUUGUUUCUUACAAAA